Messenger RNA from Sinocyclocheilus grahami, 547 nucleotides. RefSeq names its product Na(+)/H(+) exchange regulatory cofactor NHE-RF1-like. NCBI's taxonomy places the organism in Eukaryota, Metazoa, Chordata, Actinopteri, Cypriniformes, Cyprinidae. Gene Ontology annotation, biological process: protein localization to plasma membrane. The transcript is spliced from 2 exons. Gene Ontology annotation, molecular function: protein-membrane adaptor activity; signaling receptor binding. Gene Ontology annotation, cellular component: apical plasma membrane. The record is from RefSeq and is a predicted model, not a curated record. The annotation marks the transcript as partial.
UUCAGCCGCUCUGGUUUUUAUUUGAGGUGUAGCUUGAGUUGGAUGUAUUGGGGUUCAAUUAAGGCCUGAAAUGUAAUCUUGUAAACUGUUUAGUACAGAAAGCGUGCAAGUUAGUAUGCAAUUAAAGUCAGCUCUGUCAUAUAUCCAGGUGAACGACACGAGUAUCGAGGGUCUGCGUCACGCGGAGGUGGUGGCGCUGAUCAAAGCGGGCAGCAGAGAGACCCGUCUGCUGGUGGUGGAUCCCGACACAGAUGAGCUCUUCAACCGACUGGGAAUCGUGCCCACAUCUAUUCAUCUUAAAGAGGACUGUGUGGACGGGCCAAUCAUAGAGAGUCCUGAAGCGACGUGUUCAACCACACACAGCACUGUAUCUGCUUCACCGGUCCCAGACGCCCACAAGAGCUCUCCACCAAUCAUCAACAUCACACUGACUGACCCACCAAUCAGCAACGGCUCCCCAAGACACCAGAGUCACAGAAGCUCCUCCUCUCGAUCCACAUUAUCAGAGACCAGCGCUGAAAUCAGCAGCUUCGACAGCAGCAACAAG